AUGCUUCGUUCAAAAGCGGCAAGCUAUCUGGGGCGUUCCAAAUUCUUUGCUUUGGGCCAAAGUCGUCUUAGUGGCCAAUGUUUGCAGCAAUUGCUGCAUUUUCAUUCGGUGACAGCGACUUGGUCCGCUGCCAAGACUCCGAUGAAGCCCCACUAUGUAAAUUGUCUCGGAUUCGGCUUUCGCUGUUGGGUAUCUGCUGCUCAGCAAAUUUUUGUCCAAAGCGGUAUUCCACGAUACCCAACAGGUCACGCCACGUAA
Messenger RNA from Plasmopara halstedii, 258 nucleotides. RefSeq lists its product as uncharacterized. Lineage: Eukaryota; Oomycota; Peronosporomycetes; Peronosporales; Peronosporaceae. The record is from RefSeq and is a predicted model, not a curated record. The transcript is spliced from 2 exons. Bases 1 to 258 code for a protein of 85 amino acids.